CAGCAGCUGGCGUAGCCGAGGGUAGGCUACUUUGUUGGAACGGAGCGCGUUGGUAAACGGCUGUGGAAAAUCAGUAGGAAAGUGUAAACAAAGGAAAACACCGGAAUAAAACGCCGGUCGAAGUUAGAUAGCUGCGUCACAGUGCCACCGUGACAAGGGAUUGAAUAUAUGCUUUUCACCUGCAGCAAGGAUAAUAUAAAAACUUCCCGAAGCGUAAUUCUCACAUUCAGGAUGUCGGACUGAGACAAAGAGGUCUGGGGCAUUCCCGUCGGAGCGGGUGUAACCUCAUCAUUGAAGCCUUCUCUGGACGGGAGAGAUGGAGAGGGAGCUACAAUGGUGGAAAGGACAGCUAGCCGCCGACAUCCAUCAGUCCCUCAGGAUCAAGGAGCUGAAGCUGCCAGCAUACCGGGCCCACUCCCCCCAGAUUGGGAUGCGUCGCUACUUUGCGGACCUGCUGGCCAUCCUGAGUAACCGCUACCAGCUGUGCCCCACAGCCCGUCACCUGGCCGUGUACCUGCUGGACCUGUUCAUGGACCACUAUGACGUGGCCGUCAAGCAGCUCUACGUCAUCGCCCUGUCUUGCCUGCUGCUAGCCAGUAAGUUUGAGGAGAAGGAGGACCGGGUCCCUAAGCUGGAGCAGCUCAACUCCCUGGGCUUCAUGUGCAGCCUGAGCCUGGUCCUCAACAAGAAGGACCUGAUCAAGAUGGAGCUGCUGCUGCUGGAGACGUUCGGCUGGAACCUGUGCAUGCCCACGCCCGCACACUUCAUCGACUACUACCUGCAGGCUUCCGUCCAGGAGGGGGACCUGUACAACGGCUGGCCCCUCUCCUCGCUCUCCAAGACCAGGGCCUUCAUGGACAAGUACACACACUACUUCCUGGAGGUGUCCCUGCAAGACCACGCCUUCCUGAGUUUCCGUCCCUCCCAGGUAGCAGCAUCGUGUGUGGCCUCGUCUCGUAUCUGCCUGCAGGUGUCCCCGAGCUGGACCAGCGCUCUGCACCUCCUCACCGGCUACAGCUGGGAUCACCUCUCCCAGUGCAUCGAGCUCAUGCUGCUUGCCCAUGACAACGACGUGAAAGAGGCCAACAAAUCCAAGUCCACGCCUCCAUCUCGCCCCUCGUCCGUCCAGCCCCAGGCCUCGCACCUCUCCCCGGCCUCCUCCACCGCCACCCCCCAGCACCUGCUCUUCCAGCCGGCAGCCUUCCCUCACCUCGCCCAGCACUCGCCCUCCCUCUCCCAGCUGCACGUGCUGAGCGAGGCCCAGGCUUUGGGGCCUGCGGUGGUCAGCAUGUCCCAGGACUUCCUGCAGAGCCACAGGAUGGGCCUGCUGACGGGCACCUCCUCCAUGGCUACCUCCGGAGGGGGGGCCUUCCCCUCCUACUCUAGCCUGGCCUCGGGGCUCCAGCCCGGGCCUCGGGCGCUGCCCCUGCAGGCUCCUCUCUCGGUGCAGAUGGCCCUGGAGCCUCGUCACUGCCUCAGCAUGGCGUACAGCGGGGGGGGUUACCUGGCCGCCCACCCGGCCUUCGCCGCCAGCUGCUUCGACAGGUGACGCCAGGAGACGGAGAGAGACGGCAAGACGGGAGCGCGGGAGCACGCCAGCCUCCCGUCGUUCCUCCCUCCCCCUGUCCGGCCCGUCGCAGACCUCCUCUCUCUCUCCGUCGACACCCCCCCUCUCCUCCUCCCCGCGCCCUCCUCCGUACGCCAGAGGCGCCUCAAACGCAAGCAGAGGUCGAGGGUCAGCGUCGACCCGGUAGAGGUCAUCACGUUGACGUGACGUCGCUGACGUCACAGCUGGCUGCUAACGCUAGCCGCUAACGCUAGCCGCUAACAGACUGUGAACACUCGGCCCGGCCCACAGGGAUUGGGCACCAGGCUGAGCACCAGGACCCUGAACACACACUGAAGCUGAAUAAGACUGGUUCAGUUCGGUUGCCGCUGUUCUUACCACUGGGAGGGAGGAGAGGGAUUGGACCUGAGCCAGGGUCCACUGUACCAUGUAGCAACAGGGUUUAUGUGGUAGCAGGACUCUCUGUUGAAUAUUGAAGGGUUAAGGGCCACCUCUGUCAAAGGGGCCGAGAGCUCAUUGUUCUCCUCGCAGCAGGGUCAAUCCUGUCGCAUACCUGCUCUGUUUCCGGUCUGUACCACUACACCAGCCCUCAUUCCUCCAUCCAUCCCUCACUCCCUCUCUUCCAAAGUCUGCCCCUGGGGUGGAAUUCUCACACCAGUGUGUGUGUGUGUGUGUGUGUGUGUGUGUGUGUGUGUGUGUGUGUGUGUGUGUGUGUGUGUGUGUGUGUGUGUGUGUGUGUGUGUGUGUGUGUGUGUGUGUGUGUGUGUGUGUGUGUGUGUGUGUGUGUGUGUGUGUGUGUGUGUGUGUGUGUGUGUGUGUGUGUGUGUGUGUGUGUGUGUGUGUCAGCCACUCCCCCUCACAGAAGACCAAACAAAGCUUUGAUGUUACUGCCUCUUCUCCUCUCCUCCACCCAGGAACUCUAUCGGUGGGCUGAACCACAGGAAGGAGGGUGGGGGGUGAAGGGUGGAGGGGAGGGGUGCCCCACGUCGGGGUACAGAUGUAAAUGCUGCUGCCUUCAGGCGCUCCGUCGAAUCUGCGUCCACGACGGCCUGCCAAUGUUUACAUAAACCACCAUGUUUCAGGGACUUGAACAAGAUUACUUGAAUACGAAGACGAUGCCAUUGAAACUUGUCCUUAGCUUUUAUUUAUAUUUAGUUUUUUUGUUAUACUCCUUGUUCUGUUUUAAUAUUUUAUUUCUUUUUUUGAUUUAGUGUAGCUUUGUUCUUCCGUUUGUACGAGUGUAAACAUUCUAAAGGUAGGCUUUAGUCCUGUUGUCCACCUCCUGUCUGUAGUGUAGAUACCCACUGAAUAUCCACAUUCACUCGUCCUCCCCUUUUGUCCGUUAUUCACUGUGCUUUAAUGAGAAUGCUAAUGGUGCAGCCAAGGGGGUCCUCUCUCUCCAUCCUCCCUUCUUCCUUUCUCUCUCUCUCUCUACUCUCUGGUGUGUCUCUCUUCCUCCUUUCCCUUUCUCUCUCUACUCUCUGGUGUGUCUCUCUUCCACCUUUCCCUUUCUCUCUCUCAUCUCUCUGGUGUGUCUCUCUCUCUCUCUCUCUCUCUAGAGCCUUUCUCUCAUCUCUCUGGGAGCUCUUCACCGAUGUCAGGGAGGGAGCUGACAUGCCGUCAGAGGAUCGCAGCUGCUACUGACUGCUGUGUCAGGGAGAGGGGGGGA
Osmerus eperlanus (European smelt) is the source of this 3236-nucleotide messenger RNA. It is a transcript of the gene ccnjl, whose product is annotated as cyclin J-like. The transcript is spliced from 6 exons. Gene Ontology annotation, molecular function: cyclin-dependent protein serine/threonine kinase regulator activity. Gene Ontology annotation, cellular component: cyclin-dependent protein kinase holoenzyme complex; cytoplasm; nucleus. Gene Ontology annotation, biological process: regulation of cyclin-dependent protein serine/threonine kinase activity; mitotic cell cycle phase transition. The record is from RefSeq and is a predicted model, not a curated record. Bases 317 to 1549 code for a protein of 410 amino acids. Lineage: Eukaryota; Metazoa; Chordata; Actinopteri; Osmeriformes; Osmeridae.